Molecule: messenger RNA, 201 nt
Organism: Schistosoma guineensis
Lineage: Eukaryota; Metazoa; Platyhelminthes; Trematoda; Strigeidida; Schistosomatidae
Source: the annotation of a GenBank genome assembly
AUGCAUAAAUCUAGUCAAGUUCUAAAUACUACUACUCAUACUACUCAUACUACUACUACUACUACUACUACUACUACUACUACUACUACUAAUAAUAAUAAUAAUAAUAAUAAUAAUAAUAAUAAUAAUAAUAAUAAUAAUAAUAGUAAUAAUAAUAAUAUGAAUGAUGAUGGCAAUUUAGUAAACGUUAUUAAAAAUUAG